AUGGAGAUGAACGCCGAUUCCAAAGAGCUCCGGGAGAUGGAGCAGGAGCUGGGGACGGAGAUCUUGCCUGGCACGGAGGUGAUGGCUGAUGUUGGAAGCCAUCACUUCGUCAAAGGCUCGAAGCACGUUUUAGUCCCACAGCCUUCCAGCGAUCCGCAUGACCCUCUCAACUGGAGCACAAAAUGGAAGAGCAUGUGCAUCAUCGCCUCUACGAUGGUGUCCUUCACCCAAGGUUUCGGUCCACUGGCGCUGGCGCCCAUGUUCCCCUACUACAUCAAAGAAUUCGAUUCGGAUCUGGCAUCAGUCAUCAAGUUCACCGGCGUAGCCAUCCUGGUCCUUGGUUUCAGUAACUUCAUUUGGGUACCACUAAGUACCUCAUUCGGUCGGCGCCCUGUCUACAUCAUAUCACAGAUUGUCUGCCUUGCCUCCAGCAUAUGGCGCGCUAGGUCGAACACCUACGCGAGCUUCAUGGGAGCGUGCGUCCUGAAUGGCAUAGGCGCAGGUCCAGCAGAGACCAUUCAACCUGCCGUGAUCGCGGAUAUCUUCUUCCUGCAUGAUCGAGGUUUCUGGAACACGCUCUACUGGGUCGCAUACACGGGUAGUCUGAUGGUUGGACCUAUCGUCAGCGGAUCAAUGGCUUUACAUAUCGGCUGGCGCAGUUUCUGGUGGUUUAACACCGGCUUGAUAGGUCUAUCACUGAUCAUGGUGGUCUUCAUGUUCCCAGAGACCAAAUGGCACAGAACGCAUCUGAAUGAGCUAGCGAUGAACUCCAUGGAGAAAGGCUCGAACACAAGCGUACAUGACAGCUAUAGCGAGAACAGCAAGAGAGCGGGCACGAUGACAUCCGUCCAGAGUGCCGACCCUCUCUACAUACCCUACCCGCUUCCGCUUCAACGAGAGUCUGUAUCAGACCCAUGGCUGGGCAAGGGCAUGCCAAGCAAGAGCCAGUGGGGAAUGUAUACACCCUCGCCGAACCCAUGGAAGACGAUGCUGCUGGAUCUCUGGGUCCCUUGGAAGUUGUUCGCCUUCCCCAUUGUGGAAUUCUCGUCUUUCGUGGUAUCCUGGACUUGCAGCUCAUUCUUGACGAUCAACCUCACGCAAUCGCAGAACUUCGCUGCUCCUCCAUACAAUUAUGACUCGCAGAACAUCGGAUUUAUGAACUUUGCUAUCCUCGUCGGUGCUGGCAUCGGACUUGCUACUGCUGGGCCGUUCAGUGAUUGGAUAAGUGCUCGCGCGACGAAGAAGAAUCACGGGAUCAGAGAGCCUGAGAUGCGUCUGCCAGCUAUGAUACCAUACGUCUUGCUCAUGAUCCUCGGCAACUUCAUCGUCGCCUUCGGCUACGACCGCAAGUGGCCUUGGGAGGUGAUUGUAAUGAUAGGCUACACCUGCGCCGGUAUCCAGGUCGCCGCUCUCCCUGCCAUGGCUACGACCUACUCCGUCGAUUCCUACAAGCCAGUCGCUGGAUCAUUGAUGGUCGCAAUCACAGUCAACAAGAAUGUCUGGGGUUAUGGCUUCGCUGAGUUCAUCACAUCCUGGGUCGCGAAGUCUGGAUUCAUUCCACCGAUCAUGACGAACAUGGCGCUGAUCACAUUGUGGUGCUUGUUUGGCAUUCCGAUGUACUACUUUGGGAAGACUUUUAGGCGAUGGACGAAGAAUGAUUCCGUGCAUAGGAUGUAG
Messenger RNA from Fulvia fulva, 1677 nucleotides. RefSeq lists its product as uncharacterized. Lineage: Eukaryota; Fungi; Ascomycota; Dothideomycetes; Mycosphaerellales; Mycosphaerellaceae. Gene Ontology annotation, biological process: transmembrane transport. Bases 1 to 1677 code for a protein of 558 amino acids. The record is from RefSeq and is a predicted model, not a curated record. Gene Ontology annotation, molecular function: transmembrane transporter activity. The transcript is spliced from 6 exons.